UUCCAACCAUUUUUCCUUUCACCUGUGUUACAAACCUGUGAGAGAUUAAGUCCUUUUGUUCCCAUGGCGCUCUCUGUUAUUGAAAAAUAAAAUCUCCGCUGCAGUCCAAAUAUUAAUGUGUGAUCCCUUGGGAAUGGUGCCCUUUUGAGACAUCACAAACCCUGAUCGAGGGAAUUUCUGUUCCCAAAGAUAUCCAUCCACUCUCCCAACUUUUUCACACCAUGCCUUCGAGAAAUCAAGUGGCCAACGGCCUUCCAACAUCCAGAACACCUUCUCCGCCAGAUUCUGUCAGCAGCACCUCUUCCUCCUCUUCAAGCACAUACUUCUCUGCAAGUUCGGGUCACUCACCUCCAGCCUCACCAUCGGUGCCAAAGUCAACGCAUACACUGUAUAGCUUACAAGCGUCUCGCCCACGGUGGACAUCACGUUCUCAGACUGUUCUGGGAGCAAUUGACGAAAAUGGCGGCAUAGUUUACCCUGACACACCGUCCUCUGUCGCUAAGGAGACCAGCCCUAUCGCUCGUUUGCACGCAUACACUUCGGCACCCAACAGGAAGAAGGCUACAAUUGCUUCCACCUCAAGUCCACCACCAAACGAGUUCGAUGUGGUUCUCGGCCCUAACGGCGAAAAGUUCGCUGACUUACGAAUGAAUCGAAAGCUCGACGUCGAAAAAAGCCGAGGAAUGCUCAAGCGUUUGAUGUGCUUUCGAUGACCCCUUCUAUAACCCUUCGUUCAUGGCGUUUCAAUUUUGGCUCCAAAUGUUGAGGGUCAGCAUAUCAGCGGUAUCGCCCUUGAAUUCAAUCAUUCCUGGUUCAGAACUCCACGAGGGGUGUAUGGAGGUGAUGAAAUGAUAACAUGAGGAUCCAUGAUGAUGAAAAAUGGAAAAAGGUACAAAAGCAAGUUUCUGAGUAUGGGAAUCAACAGCACCUUGACCUCAGUAUGAGAUAAACCAGUCAUAGGGAGUGACAAAUGGUUGAAGGAGUAAGACGGAUCUGGUAGUGCUAGUGUUUUGUACACAUCGAUUCUGCUCAAGUUUUAGACUAAUAAUGCAGCAAUGCCCUGAGAAUCGAAUGCGUUUGAUGUAUACAUGGACAGCAAGUGUGAAAGUCUUUCUUCCAGCAUGUGUAUGUGUUCUC
Exophiala oligosperma is the source of this 1137-nucleotide messenger RNA. RefSeq lists its product as uncharacterized. The record is from RefSeq and is a predicted model, not a curated record. The coding region runs from base 222 to 713 and encodes 163 amino acids. NCBI's taxonomy places the organism in Eukaryota, Fungi, Ascomycota, Eurotiomycetes, Chaetothyriales, Herpotrichiellaceae. The transcript has a single exon.